This is a messenger RNA of Chara braunii, 2021 nucleotides long. Lineage: Eukaryota; Viridiplantae; Streptophyta; Charophyceae; Charales; Characeae. The record is from the annotation of a GenBank genome assembly.
CGUGGCGCGGGUGUUUGGGGAAGUGGGCUCAGACAACAAGAACAAGAGACAACAGUAACUUUGAGGACAAAUGGCGGCCUCAUCCAUGGCUACUUCGACGGAGCAGAUGGCAAUGGAGGCGGUGUCUAUGCACGAUGCUAUCGCUGCCGCUGCCCUUGGAGAGGAGGGAGCAGCGCUGGAGAUUGUGCGGUUGUAUAAGCGACAGAUGGAGGAGCUCUACAUUAUGCUUAUUCAACAUCGACAUAAUCUAUCGGCGGAUCUUCUUGAGGAGGGCGAGGAGCUGGUCGCUGGUUGGGAGGAGGACCUCCAUGCAGAUCUCCCAUCUCAACGGCAGGGCGCGACUGAAAAUGAGCAGGUGAUGGCGGAAUUGGGUGGUUGUGCUGAAGUGAUGACGAAAGUGAAAGGAAUAUUUGAGGAACUAAGGGAGGGGUUGUAUGGGAGUACGAGGUGUGAUGAUGUGAAAGGGUGUUGCUGCGCAGGGCCUGAGGAGAGGCAGGUGUUGUGCGCUGCGACACAGGAUCGUUCGUGCGAAGUGGAGAUUGAUACUCGGCGUGGAAGGCUCAAGGAGGGGCAGGGCUUUUGCGGCGAAAUGUUGAAGAGUGACAACAACAACGCAUGCACGAUUGGCAGUUAUGUCACCACCGACUCUACCAUCGAUUGCAAUGACAUCGUCGGCGACUAUACCCSCAACGCCAUCGACAACAACGAUGAUCGCUAUUUUGGUGACGUGGCUUUUACCGGCGCUGACAAUAACAACGGAUAUGAUGCUGGCAACAUCAGCGCCGGUAACAGUGACGACAACAUCAGAGCUCAUGACAACUACAACAACAACAACAACAACAACAACAACAACAACAACAACAGCGAAGAAGGUGAUCGUUGUACAUGCUCUCAAGACAGCCAGGGCGUCAGCAAUGGUGACGUUGCUUUUACUGGCGCUGUCAAUAACAACGGAUAUAGCGAUGAUAACAUCAGGGAUCAUGACAACAACAACAACAACAACAACAACAACAACAACAACAACAACAACAACAACAACAACAACAACAACAACAACAACAACAACAACAACAAUAACAGUGAAGAAGAUGAUCUUCAUGCAUGCUUUCAAGACAGCCACGGCGCCAGCAAUGUAAGUAAUAACUUCGAUUCUGAUGGGGGCGUUUGUAGAGCAGGGCAGGCUUUUCCCACGAUCUUUGUUUUUUUUGGGACAGGUAAGCCUGCUGGGGGGGGGGCGUCUUUGGGCAUGCUCAUGAUGACUUGGGGUUCCCCGAGUGGGCGGGUUAGGGUAGUGGUUUGGGACUUUCGGUGCGCGCGGAAUAUUGUGGAUCUCUCACCAUGGGAUUCGGGUGGGGUUGGGGGGGAAGGGUUGGGGGCAGUGCUGUUGGGAAGGUCUCGCAUGCAACUAUGGGAAUGUGGAAUCAGCAAGAGUGGGGGUGGGAUAGGAGGGAUAAAGGGUGGUAAACUAUAAAGGGGCCGCAGUGCAUGCCUGGCAGUGUAUGAUGGGGGGUGGGAUCAGGUGUGUUCGACCUGCGCUGUUUGGAUGUUCCUUGCGGUCUUUACAAUAAUAGAUCACGAUAUUAGAUAGCCUCGUGGCGAGUAUGACAUAGAGUUGCGCCGAGUUUGACUUUUGCCACGUGGAUUGGUGAUUUGAUCUGUUCCCUGGUUUGAAGGCCCCUCCCUCUCAAGGUCUGUUUAGUGCCGAAAGUUGUUUAGCUGUGUGACGAGGGUUUCAAAACUAGGUGAUGAUGUGGCGACUGUGGGGAGAAAGGUGGUGGUUCGGGGUCGUCAGGGGAUUGGAUUCUGGUACCCUGCUACCCUGAUUUCAUAGCUUUCUCCCCUUGUGGUGCCGUUGAUUGAAAUUCUAAAGUCCUGCUCUGAUGACCUCUUCCCCUCAUGGAGUUGCACGAUCUACUUAGAAGAAACAGAGGGUUGCAGAGUAGAGAGGUGUUUUUUCCGACUAUGACAGGCAGUCAAUCCCCUCAGCCCUCAGUCGAGGGUAAUCAAUGCUGCUUAACGAU